UUACUAUGAUUUCCAUAACAGUAAUAGAAUAAUUGUUUUUCAUGUUAAGCUUUUCGAAAAAAUAUUUUUCAUUAUAUAUUAAACUUGUAAAGCAGUUAAUAGUUACUCAUACGCUGAGACAGUUUUAUUUUUAAAUAAUAGGGAUACAUUGUUUUCAAUUUAAUCCUACAAGUAAGAGCUAAUAUAAUAAAAACAAUAUAAUAAGCGAUUAAGUGAAAGUCUAGUUCAAUAUGUGUGGAGGUUUUACGUGCUCUAAAAAUGCUCUUAUAGCAUUAAACAUUCUCUAUGUGGUUGUGGCCUCAAUUCUUAUAUCCGUAGCUGUCUAUGGCCAGGCUUCAGCUUUAACAACCUUACCUAUAGUUGGAGGGAUAAUGGCUUGUGGAAUUUUACUAAUUCUAAUAUCACUUCUGGGCUUAGCUGGUGCUGUGAAGCAUCAUCAAGUCAUGUUAUUCUUUUACAUGGUCAUUUUAUUUCUUUUGUUUCUGGUGCAGUUUUCAAUUGCUUGUGCUUGUCUUGGAGUUAAUUCUGACCAGCAAGAGAUGCUGGCGCAACAGGGAUGGAAUUCAGUUGACCUGGAUAUGAAGGAGCAGGUGCAGGAGCGAUUCCAAUGUUGCAGCUUUAAAAGCAGAGUAAUUGCACCAAAUGCCACCUUGGAUUACCCUUCUUGUGCUGUUGUUGAUGGGAAUUGCUGCAAACACAUGCCAGUCACAGAUGAAUGUAAAUGUGAGCCAUGUAUGGAGAAGCUUAAGGAAACAAUAGAUUAUGCAUUUAAACUGUGUGGUGGAAUUGGACUGUUCUUCAGCUUUACUGAGCUGUUCGCUGUAUGGAUCGCCCGACGUUAUCGCAACCAACCGGACCCAAACUACAAAGAGCCACACGCGGUAUUCCCUAGAAAAAAUUACUUAUAUUGAUUAUUAGCAUAUCAGUGUUAGUAUAGUAACUUAUCACAAUACUCUGCUGAAAUUAUAUACCUACUUAUUCAUAAAAACUAAAUUAGGACCAUUUGUCAUUUCGUUGAAAUUUAUAGAGCGCUCGUAGAAAGAGAUUCAGAGUCGAGAUUUAGUGUAAAAUUCACCCCAAUCGUGUGAUAAUAAUCGUAAUUGUGUGAAUAAUUCAAUUACGUGCUUUUUGUAUGUGUGUUGACCGUCAAAUUAUCGUAUCCACCAGGUAUGAUACGAUAGUUUGACGGUCCGGUACCAUAGCCUGGCAUCAGGUUGUAAACAGUAUAAAAUCCAAUACAUUUUUAUCAAGUUUCGACUUUGUAUCUUACCCUCAAACAAUGGUUACGCUAAACUAGAUGAGUACAUAGUUUCAGGAUUUGAAUUGAUCGUUCUUCUGGGCUAAGAAUUUACUCAGUUACUAAGACCUAUUUAUAUAUUCUAUGUUUUAA
Molecule: messenger RNA, 1390 nt
Organism: Pieris rapae (cabbage white)
Lineage: Eukaryota; Metazoa; Arthropoda; Insecta; Lepidoptera; Pieridae
Gene: Tsp97E
Product: tetraspanin-13
Exons: 6
Coding region: 231-911 (226 amino acids)
Cellular component (GO): membrane
Source: RefSeq, a predicted model, not a curated record